UGGAUGUCCACCACAGCAUUUGUUUUCCCACUAGCAAUGCUACUUGUGCUCAAUUACAGACACUAUGCAACCUGGUUUAUUUUCUUCAAAACAACUCGGUGGAAACUUUUUCUUUUCAUUGCCGAUUUUAGAAUGAUCUUAAGGAAAAAUCAAAACACUCAAAGUUGACAAUAGGCAUUAAAAGGAAUGAAAAGUUAAUCUUAAUGAUGUUAGCAGAGAUUCUUGUUACUAGAAGCCUAUCAACUGAAGGCAUGCAUGGAUCGGUUUUGGUACACAUUAUUUAAUUAAUUUUCUGAUUUUCUUGAAUUAAAGGUUAAAGGAAAUUAAGCUGCAAUACUGAUGAAACACAUUUAAGUGCUUCAGCCUUCAACAUCAGGUGUUCAAGGAAAGGCGUGGUCUCUGGAUAAAGAUGGAAUCCAAGCAUGUGACCAGCCACAUAGAGAGUUUCUCAGGAAAAACCACAGAGAGUCCUCCAAUUGAAAGCAACUGUUCCGCUGCAGCUCCUAUCAGAAGGUACCACAGUGUCAUGGAUGAUGAAGGUGCUGAUGAUGUGUUUGUCCACCCCACCAUUCCUCCUCAAAGGUGCUUGGCUCCUCUUCUCGCGGCAAAGGGAAGCCCAGGUGCAACAGACAGUAAUUCUGUUGUGACCCCUUCAAAUGGAGCAGCUGACGCCACAGAGGCUAAAGCUAAUCCCGCCGGCUUAGACUGGCAUCAUAGUGAGAAGCAGUUAAUGGCAGCACGAAACGAACCAGAUGAAGUGAUAUCAGGCACAGAGCAGUGUUCAAGGCAGCCUGUCGACAGCCGUUUACUGCUCAAUGACAAGGGCUCUGCUGAACCGGCUUAUCAAUGCCAAACAUCCACAGACAUCCAGGAUUCUCUGAUGGAAGCAUGCCAUGGUGAACGUGGAAAACAGUAUCAGAAUAGGACAUCAGAACACGAGGGCUCAAAUGGAGAGCCUGAAGAUAUUGUUGUAUUAAAUAAGGAAGAUAGACACUGUGGGGAGACUGGCACAGAGGAAGACAAAUUUCCACGAUUACCUCCGGAUGAUAAGGAAACCUCGGAAAAUGGUACCUGGCGAGACAAAGAAAGUGACAUAUCGAAAGAUAAGGACAGUUGCUGCCUGGAUGAGAGACACUUUGAAAUGCCGAGAGAUAACUUAGAUAGUGAAAGUGUUGAGACAAAUGCCCCGAGCCUGCCUGGUCUCAGGGCCAACGACGAUGAUUUUGAAUCCUCUGAGCCUGCAGAGCUCUACAAAUGCAAGCAAGACGUGAUGGGGGAGGUGGCCAAUAAGCCACUGGUGUCUGCUUUCCCAGCCAACGUGACCAAUGACAGUGAAGGGCAGGGAAACAGCAGGUCUUCGGACUACAACCUCAGGAGAGAAAGUGACACUGCAGAAAUGCAAGUCAAUCAACAGCCCAUUGACAGAUGUUCUGAGGAAAUGGUGGAGCAGGUGGACGGAACCCCGAGGAUAGCUACUGUUAUCCAGCAAGGAGAGCAACUGCUUCAGCGUCUGCAAAUAGUACAGCUGCGACAUGAUGAGGUCCAAACUCCUCCCCAGGACACUGUCAAAGGGGUGACAGGUGGGGAGGAGUUUGGGACUAGUGCGGAAACUGAAGGUGAGCGAGUGACAGGAAUGAGUAUGGCUGGGGAAGAAGAGGAGGAAGAACGUAGAUUUCUCACUGACGAGGAUGAUGAAGUAAAGACGACCUUGAUGCAGAAUGAUGAGGAUGUGAGCAAACAACUUCACACAAAAGCAGGGGCAAGUUUGUCCCCAACGCAGACGAGUGAUUCGGAGGAUGAUCAGAGUAACAGCUUGGUGCCAUCGGAUUUGUCCCUUGAGACAAAUGAGGUGACCAGCACCGAAAGGCAACUCACGUCCACUGAGCACAGAUUUUCAGUAGGUGAUUCUUCUAUGGAAAGGCACAUCCACGAGGUAGUCGCGGGGAAGCAGAACUUGCAGAGAGCUGGAGGUGUUUUCAACCUGGCUGAUGAUCCAGACGUGCUAGAGAUCCCCUUCAAGACUAACCUCUCUCUUGAAUCGGCUCUUACCAAGGCUUGCACCAGCCAGCCCAACCACUGGCAAUUUUCUGAAAAGCAGAUGCAGAAAGACAUAAGCCAUGACACUCAGAGAGAACUGGCAAUGGUCAAUCAGGGUAAGAUCCCAGGGGGGUACAGCAAAGGAGAGACACGUCAGUUAAAGGAGACGAAAUUGCUGUUUGAGGCUUUCCAGCACGGCAACACGGACGGUCCAACAAGGCUACGGAAAGCCCCCGCAACAUUAAUCAAAGCGCCGGUUUACCCCUCUGUACUGGAACGCACCCGUAGCCUGGAGAGGUUUUCUCAUAAGAGCUCUCCGGUUAGCAGAACACAAUCUCUCAGGCUGGACAACUCGGGAACCUUGGGCAGAGACAAAAGUCCCGAAAACCUCCGAUCAAGGAGCCCGACCGCAGCUUCUCGAGACAAAACGCGCUUAUCCCCGUACCCCAAACAAGACAAGCACCUGCGGCUGCACAGGAGCAUGGAGUCCAUACAGAAUGAAGUCUCCAAGUCGGCCGCGGAGAUGAGGGGGGAAAGUCAGGAGGCGCGUAGAAGGCCAGAAUCCCCAGUCCUCAAACACAACCCCUUCUUUAAGCUGCGUCCAGCACUGGCUCUGCAGCCAGAAGUCGCGAAGGACAUCCGGGAGGCCAAAGAAAGAGAAGAGGAACUGCGCAGACAGCGGUCCACUCUCUAUGGGGAGUAUAGACGGAGCAGUGAAGACGAAGAAAGCUCCCAGAGUACAAAGGCCCUCGUGUCAGAUUCCAGGCAACAGUCACGGGGGAAACUGGAAAGGGUUUGGCCACCACCCUCCAAAAAAGACCAAAAGAAAUGUGAUCAGUCACAGCAGGAUGCAAAAGUUCACAAAGCAGGAGGUCAGAAGGCUCCUCUGUGGCAGCGCUGGGAGUCUGGCCUGAUCAACGGGCAGGCACCAAACGAAAAGAAGUGAUGCCGGCCAGAGUAUUGCUUCAAGACGACAAAAUUCCAAAUGACAGUACAAGAAGAUGAAUCGUUGUAACCGAUAUUCUCGUUUCUUUCAGCCUAAAAACUAUUUGGCUCUUUGCAUCCUUGUCAAAUAGGCUGAUUUGUCUUACUUUUGUAAAUAUUAAUACAUAGUUUUAUUGAGCAAGUUAAUAAUGAGAAAUGAAUCAUUGUCACAACAACGAUUGUCUUUAUGUUUAAUGAGAUUCAUUGUUGUUGUCCUUGAACUGAAAAAAUUAUUUAAGAAAAAUAA
Menidia menidia (Atlantic silverside) is the source of this 3268-nucleotide messenger RNA. The record is from the annotation of a GenBank genome assembly. NCBI's taxonomy places the organism in Eukaryota, Metazoa, Chordata, Actinopteri, Atheriniformes, Atherinopsidae.